GGGGAGAAGUAUUUUAAUGUGCUAUGGCGGAAACCGACUACAAAGAAGAACAAGACCUGGGAUGGCGACGGGAUCGUUUCAACGCGGGAGGGUUAUCUCUAUCUGCAGGACGUCUCGGGGAGGGAGAUGGGUCGAGCCGCGUAUGCAUCCGCAUCUGCUCUAAAGGAGGGCGUGAUCCUCUCGAUUGGAGGGAAAGAGGUCGAGGUUGAUUCGGAGAUCUCGAAGAAGGAGUAUAUCUCGGGGAGACAGUCUCUGGGGACGAACAAACAAGAGACAUCGCUGCGGUCUUCGCCAAGGAAACAGCAAGCGAAAAGACCGUCUGUUCCUGUGUCGAGUACGAGUAGUCGGGGCGAGAAUGCAUCGCAGCAGCCGGUCUCUGGUGGUGCUGGUUCUGGUGCUGGUUCUGGUGCUGGUUCUGGUGCUGGUUCUGGUGCUGGUUCUGGUUCUGGAUCGGGCAAGACCCGGGUCAAAGAGAAUCGGCCAUCCAGUUUAGCGAGUCGAGGUUCGGUUUCGGGUGCGUUCAAGAAGCCCUUACUUGAGAAUACGGUCAUGCCUGUUACCCCGUCUGAAGAGCCUACCCCCCGCCAUGACCCCAAGCAGCCCGGGGCGUUGAUAAUGCCGCGACCUAGCUCGGUGCCCAAAGGGAAACGGAUUGUGGAUGUUGUUGUUGAUCCUAUCCUGUGUAAGCACCUACGGCCGCACCAGCGAGAGGGUGUGAAAUUCCUAUAUGAGUGCGUUAUGGGAAUGAGGUCGUUCAACGGCGAAGGCGCGAUUUUAGCCGACGAUAUGGGUCUUGGGAAAACCUUGCAAACUAUAACUCUACUGUGGACUCUGCUGAAGCAGAAUCCGGUCUAUGAGAGCGCGCCGGCCAUCAAGAAGGCUUUGAUUGUUUGCCCGGUCACGUUAAUCAAUAACUGGAGACGAGAGUUUCGGAAAUGGCUUGGGAACGAGCGCAUCGGUGUUUUCGUCUUUGACGAUAAAAGGAAAAGAUUGACGGAUUUCACUAUGGGUAAAGCGUAUAGCAUCAUGAUUGUUGGCUAUGAGAAGUUGAGGACUGUCCAGGAGGGGUUGGCUCGCGGCAAUGGAGUCGACAUUGUCAUUGCGGAUGAAGGGCAUCGACUGAAGACGCUUCAGAACAAAAGCGGACAGGCCAUUCAGUCGCUCAAUGCUAAUAAGAGGGUCAUACUCUCUGGAACCCCCAUCCAAAACGACCUGAAAGAGUUUUUUGCUGCUGUGGAUCUUGUCAACCCGGGCAUUCUGGGGUCGUUCAAAUCCUUUAUCAAGGAGUUUGAGGGCCCCAUUGUGAGGAGCAGACAACCUGAAGCCACGGAGAAAGAUAUCGAAAAGGGAGAAGCUAGAAACGAAGAGCUCCGAGAACUAACCUCAAAGUUUAUGCUGCGGAGGACGGCAGACAUUCUCGCCAAGUACCUGCCCCCAAAGACAGAAUACGUCCUGUUCUGCAACCCUACCAAUACGCAAUCGAAGAUAUACCAGAAUGUGCUUGCUUCGCCAGUUUUCCAGUACGCCAUUGGCAACUCCGAGAGCGCCUUGCAACUCAUCACUAUCCUCAAAAAGGUGUGCAACAGCCCUUCGCUACUUUCGCCAAAGAAUGCCAAUGAGAAACCGAGCGAGACCAUCUCCGCCCUCCUAUCGUCACUGCCACCGAACCUCCUCCGUUACUUCUCCCCAUCAUGCAGUGCGAAGAUCCGCGUUUUGGACCAACUUCUGCACCACCUGCGCACAUCGACCUCUGAAAAGAUCGUCCUUGUCUCAAACUAUACCUCAACCCUGAACCUCCUCGCCAACCUUCUAACCUCCCUCUCCUUCCCUUUUCUCCGCCUCGACGGCUCCACCCCAGCGCAGAAACGCCAGGGCCUAGUCGAAGACUUCAAUCGCCUUUCACCAGACCUCUGCUUCGCCUUCCUUCUCUCAGCCAAAGCAGGCGGGACCGGCCUGAACCUGAUCGGCGCCAGCCGUCUCGUCCUCUUUGACGUAGACUGGAACCCAGCGACAGACAUUCAGGCCAUGGCCCGUAUCCACCGCGACGGCCAAAAGCAUCCCUGCCAUAUCUACCGCAUCCUCCUAAAGGGCAGUCUAGAAGAGAAGAUCUGGCAACGCCAGGUCACGAAGAUUGGACUUGCGGAUAGCGUCAUGGAACAUAAGGAUAGCGUUGCGCAGUUCUCCCGCCAUGAACUCAAGGAUCUUUUCAGGCUGGAUGUGGAGAGUAAAUGCCAGACGCACGAUCUUUUAACAUGUGAUUGCGGUGGCAAAGGAUACACAACGACGACCCCGGAUAGCGAUGAUACGCCAGUAGAAGAACUCAGCGAAGAAAAUAACGACGGCAACGAAUCAGAUAUAUCCCUCCCCGACCUCCCAACCCUCAUGAAAGCCUCCGAGGUAGACAUGGAAGAGCAAGAACGACUCGUCAAAGAGAGACCCAGCAACUCAAGAUCCAGAAAUAAAAAUAAGAGCUCGGACAGCCGCACCAGCGAACAAAAAAUUCAGCAAAGUCUCUCACACUACACCCACAUCGACCCCUCGCUGUUCCUCCCAUCGCAUGGCCCGGACUCGGCCUUAGCGACUGAGGAAGAACAACCCGAAGGACUAGACCUAGACCAGACUAUCGACGACGAAGUCUUGCGCUCUUUACUCAAAGACGAGGAGAACCGGGUCCAUUAUAUAUUCAAGAAAUCAACAAAGCCCGAGGUUAAACAGGACACCGUCGAUCCUUCUAACGUCGAUAGUGGGAUAGUUAAGCCCAAGCCCAAGCCUAAAAAGGGAGCCGGGGCUGUGACUGCGGCUGGGAAUGGCACUGUGGACUCUCCGGUUGAUCUAUCGGAUUAGAGUUAC
Aspergillus versicolor CBS 583.65 is the source of this 2850-nucleotide messenger RNA. Its product is annotated as DEAD/DEAH box helicase. The coding region runs from base 127 to 2844 and encodes 905 amino acids. The record is from RefSeq and is a predicted model, not a curated record. The transcript is spliced from 2 exons. Gene Ontology annotation, molecular function: ATP binding; ATP-dependent chromatin remodeler activity; DNA translocase activity. Gene Ontology annotation, biological process: reciprocal meiotic recombination; double-strand break repair via homologous recombination. NCBI's taxonomy places the organism in Eukaryota, Fungi, Ascomycota, Eurotiomycetes, Eurotiales, Aspergillaceae. Gene Ontology annotation, cellular component: nucleus.